AUGGCGACGGAUAAGUAUGCGCCAACGCCACAGGAUUCGUGCACAGCGCCGGGCAGAAGACGCAGCUGUCUCAGUCGCUGCUACAAGAACCAGCCACAGUGGAAUGCCCUCGGCUCGGUGUCGUUCAUCCUGAUUUCGGGCGGCAUGAGCCUGGCCUGGGGUGUCGGCUUUGCCGUUCAUUCCGCCCAUCGGGACGAGCUGCUGAUGACGUUCCACAUGCAGGUGUCCUGGUAUGCCGCGGCCACCAUAGGAGCAGUAUUGGGGGCACUCUGCACCCAUCGCCUGCCCUGCCAGCAGCCCGUCUAUAUUCUCGGAUCCUGUCUGGUGCUGGUCUCGGGCAUACUCUUCCUGACCUGCCACGAGCAGCCGGCGGCCAUCAUCACAGCCCGCUAUCUGGACGGACUGGCCAAUGGUCUGGUGUUUGUGCCCGCCAUGAGCACCGUGGGCGAGCUCUCUGUGUGCGGCAUGCGCGGUCUGCUGGCCUCGACGGUGGAGCAGCUGAGCUGCAACACUGGCAUCCUGCUGCAGCUGCUCUACACGGCCGUGUGGCAGGUGGACUGGAACGUGACAAUUGCCGCCGAUCAGGUGCACGGUGUGCUCAGCAUUCUCCUUGGCGUGGUGGCCCUUGCCUUUGCCUCGACGCUGUGCGUGGAGUCGCCGGUCAGCCUGCUGCUGCGCUCCAAUGAGCAGCAGGCGGUGGCAGCUCUGCGGCACCUGCAACGUCCCUACAUGGUCACCAGCGAGACCCUGCUCCAGCUGGACGAGCACAAGCUGUAUGUGGCCACCAACCGAGGGCUGAGCCUGUGGCAGAGCAUCCGCAUGGGCGUGCCGCCGCUGCUCAAGCUGCUGGCCCAUCGAUCCCUCAAUGCCCUCUGCCUGACGCUGGUCGUGUGGAGUGCCCUCUACGAGACGGCCGUCCAGCUGCUUACCCAUUUCCAUGCCUGGCCCUAUGUGAUCUUCGGUGUGAUGCGCUGGUGUGGCUGCUUCUGCGUGCUCCUCCUCAUGGACACGACCGGCCGCAAGAAGCCCACGCUAUUCGGUUGCUUCUCCUGCGGCUCGCUGGCCCUCGCCUUUGCCACCCUCUUUGGGCGCACGCCGCAUAUGAAGGCGGCCCUCGGUCUGCUAUUCAGCCUGCAGUUCUUUGCUGGCUUGGGACAAACCGCCUCGGCGGUGUAUCUCACGGAGGCCUUUCCCCUGGCCAUCAAGCCCCAAUAUGUGGCCCUCGUAUAUGUCAUGGAGCUGCUACUGCGACUCAUCUUCUGCAGCUUUGCGCCCAGUAGUCCAGCUGGCAUUGUGGCCUACUUUUAUGUGCUGGGCGGUCUGUCCAUGGCCUUCUUCUUUCUGGGCAUCUUCUGCCUGCCGGAGACGAGGCGCACCACGCUCACGGAGGCUCAGCAGAAGUUUAGCAAGUGGUUCAACAAGGAUUUCUAA
Drosophila obscura is the source of this 1431-nucleotide messenger RNA. RefSeq lists its product as uncharacterized. Lineage: Eukaryota; Metazoa; Arthropoda; Insecta; Diptera; Drosophilidae. Gene Ontology annotation, molecular function: transmembrane transporter activity. Gene Ontology annotation, cellular component: membrane. Bases 1 to 1431 code for a protein of 476 amino acids. Gene Ontology annotation, biological process: transmembrane transport. The transcript has 2 exons. The record is from RefSeq and is a predicted model, not a curated record.